Cadophora gregata is the source of this 1362-nucleotide messenger RNA. RefSeq lists its product as uncharacterized. Gene Ontology annotation, biological process: carbohydrate metabolic process. Gene Ontology annotation, molecular function: hydrolase activity, hydrolyzing O-glycosyl compounds. The record is from RefSeq and is a predicted model, not a curated record. Bases 1 to 1362 code for a protein of 453 amino acids. NCBI's taxonomy places the organism in Eukaryota, Fungi, Ascomycota, Leotiomycetes, Helotiales, Ploettnerulaceae. The transcript has 4 exons.
AUGUAUCGCAGUUUGGCUCUCGCUUCUUCGCUGGUCGCCGCAGUCGUGCGUGGCCAGCAAGUUGGCACACAACAGACGGAGACGCAUCCUAGCAUGACCUGGCAGACAUGUACCGCUAAAGGAAGCUGCACAUCCAAGACUGGAAAGGUCGUCAUCGAUUCCAACUGGAGAUGGGUUCACGACAAGAAGAGUGGAAGCUACACCAAUUGCUACGACGGAAAUACCUGGAGUUCGGCACUAUGCCCUGAUAACAAGUCCUGUGCAGCCAAUUGCGCCCUCGAGGGUGCUGAUUACGCCGCUACAUACGGGGCUACUGCCAGUGGCAACUCUUUGAAGCUCACCUUUGUCACCAAGGGAUCUUAUGCAACCAAUAUCGGUUCUCGCUUGUACCUCAUGGAGACUGAUACCUCGUACCAGAUGUUCAGUCUGUUAAACAAGGAGUUCUCAUUCGAUGUUGAUCUCUCGAACCUCCCUUGUGGCCUCAAUGGAGCCCUUUACUUUGUCUCCAUGGACAAGGACGGUGGAAUGGCCAAGUACCCCAACAAUAAGGCAGGAGCCAAGUAUGGUACUGGUUACUGCGAUGCUCAAUGCCCUCGUGAUCUGAAGUUUAUCAACGGAGAGGCAAAUGUUGCUGGCUGGAAGCCAUCAAGCAACGACCCCAAUGCUGGCGUGGGAGACCAUGGCUCAUGCUGCGCAGAAAUGGAUGUCUGGGAAGCAAACUCAAUCUCGACUGCUUACACCCCUCACACUUGCAAUCCAAUUACGCAGAGUAUCUGCAAUGGUGAUAGCUGCGGCGGUACUUACUCUGCCGACCGCUACGCAGGGGUAUGCGAUCCCGAUGGAUGCGACUUCAACUCUUACCGCAUGGGUGACAAAAAUUUCUACGGUCCAGGGAAGACCGUCGACACCAAGCAAAAGUUCACAGUUGUCACUCAGUUCAUUGGCGAUCCUCUCACCGAGAUCAAGCGAUUCUACGUCCAAAACAACAAGCUCAUCCCCAACUCCCAGUCCCUCAUUCCCAACGUCACAGGUAACUCUAUCACCAACAGCUUCUGCGACGCACAGAAGGCUGCGUUCGGAGAUAACUACAAGUUCAAGACUCUUGGUGGCUUGGAGGGCAUGGGUAAAGCUCUAAAGGCAGGCAUGGUCCUCGUCAUGUCCGUGUGGGACGAUCACUACGCCAAUAUGCUUUGGCUCGACUCAACAUACCCCAUUGACAAAACUGGGGCAGGAGCUGAGCGUGGAUCGUGUGCUACCACCUCUGGUGUCCCUGCUGACGUGGAGGCUCAGUCCCCGGGUGCUUCUGUCACCUAUUCGAACAUCAAGUUCGGACCAAUUGGGUCGACCUUUACAGCAACCUAA